Messenger RNA from Fusarium venenatum, 1536 nucleotides. RefSeq lists its product as uncharacterized. NCBI's taxonomy places the organism in Eukaryota, Fungi, Ascomycota, Sordariomycetes, Hypocreales, Nectriaceae. The record is from RefSeq and is a predicted model, not a curated record.
AUGCGUUCUCACAGUACCUUGUUGCGUGGCGUGCUCACGCUUGUAGCCAUCGCAUCUUGUCUCGUUAUCCUCCUGACAGUCUUUCACAUCAAACUAGCAGACGGUUUAUCUAUUAUACCAGUCCAAGAACGACCAUUCUUCUACGAGCAACAACCAAAUAACCAAUCACCUGCAAAAGACACCAAAGAGCCCUCCCACCAAGACGACGAUGCCGAAGCAUACCUCGAGCAGAGUGAACAGCACCAGGAUCAUGAUUAUCGUCUUCUUACAAGCUUGAGGAAUAACAUGGGCUUUUAUAACAAGAUCGAUGCGAGGUUGACGGGGCACCAACUUAUGAACCCGACGCUUCUUGAACUCCCUCGCAAUGGGAACAGUACCCACGACUUUUUGGUCAUCGCGCGCGCACCCCACGUAUUUAAAAAGAUCAAGGGCAAACGAUACAAACUCGCUCGACAGGUUGCGACGUUUGCGAACCUUACAUACAACAAUCUUGGCCGUCCAGUGCUGAAGACGGGCGAGUGGUCGAGACUCUUGGUCAAUGACUUUGGUGGCCCGGAACAUCAUUGCCAGAAGCAACCCGACAUGGAUCGUUAUAUUGGCCCCGAAGACAUGAAGCUCUUUUGGACUCGCGUCGGUGAACCGCUUCUUAUCUUUACGCAUCAGGUUGAUGAUGAAGUUAUGUGUCAGGGUCAGUUCAUUAUUGACGUGCGCGCUGCUAUGCCUGAGCUCGAACAAGCUCUUGGACCCGAGACAACAGCUCUCCUCCCACCAAUUCGCUUCAGUGAACCAACUGGUCUUCGCCGCGAAGCCCCAGAAGGCCAAGAAUCACAUCCCCGAUACCAGCGCGAAAAGAAUUGGGCGCCCGCUCAAUCUCCCUUCAGCAGCGACGAUGAGCUUCUUCUCAUGGUUGAGCCAGGCCAACUCUACCGCUACACAUCAAACGAAGACCCCGUCGAGCCCGUUGUCAGUGCCAAAGACCAGCUGUCAGCCGUCCAAGAGCCUUACCCACCAAACGCCGAGGCUGGAGCUACUUGGCACGCUCAGCGUAGACAGACGUGUAUGCACGAUGUGAUGCUGGACGAUAGGCACGUCCACCAGAGCUCGCCAAUGCUGAGCGUUACUCUUUGCAACAGAGGGACAUGCGAGCCCAAUGAGCAGAACACAGUCAUGGUGGGCAUUGUACAGCGACGCCUGGACCCGCCCAUGUCGCCGUUUACGUGGUACGACCGACGGGUAGCGGUAUACGAGUCUGCGCCUCCGUAUCGAAUGAUCAGCGUGAGCAAGAAGCUGACAUACCACGGAGAGUCAGAUGGACGCUACGUCUGGACAGGUUCCAUGGUUUACUAUACGAACCAAACACGAUUCCCACCAUCAAAUCAUGGCUUUUUGGAUGAUGAGGUGUGGUUGAGCUUUGGCAUCAAAGAUUCAGCUGCCGGGUGGUUGGAUGUACGGGCAAGGGAUUUGGUGGCCGAUCAUUACCUGUGUCAGGGUGCUUCAGAGGGUUACAGGGAUUCUAGACAGGGCAUUUCAGCAUAA